UGACGCUUCGGAUGUCAGUUUCAGAAGUUGCCACGAAAGCAGAGCGGGAUGAUGUGGAAGUUGGUGUGCGUGUUUCUGACCUUGCAGCUCGGUUCGUGGUCAGUGUGGGCCGGAGCAGAUGAGCUGGACGACCAGGUCAAGAUCGAAGUUCUGGUCAAGCCCGAGGAGUGCAGCAGAAAGAGCAAGAAAGGAGAUCUGAUCAACGCUCAUUACGAUGGCUUCCUGGCUAAAGAUGGUUCCCAGUUCUACUGCAGCCGGUCGGACAAAGAGGGCCAUCCACAGUGGUUCGUUCUGGGUGUGGGACAGGUCAUCAAAGGCCUUGACAUCGGGAUGAUGGACAUGUGCGCUGGAGAGAAGAGGAAGCUUACGGUUCCAUCAGCUCUGGCAUUCGGUCAAACAGGAAAAGGUCCGGUGCCUCCAAACGCCACCGUGGUCUUUGAGGUGGAGGUGCUCUCUGUGUCCAGGGGGCCUCGCAGCAUGGAGGCUUUUGGACAGAUAGACCUGGAUAAGGACAGAAGUCUCACAAAAGCUGAGGUGAAAGAAUACCUGAAGCUGGAGUACGAAAAGGGCGGGAAGCCUCGGGACGAGCCGUUCUACGAGAAGAUCCUCACCGACAUCUUCUGGAAGAGCGACCAGGACCGAGACGGACAGAUCAGCGCGAAGGAGUAUAAUAUUUAUGAACGGGAUGAGCUUUAGUUGCUUUUUAUUUGUUGCCUUGUUGUUUUUGGGGAAACAGGAAGAAGUGAAACUAAAUGGGAAUAUCAACCACAGGAGCUCCAUCAGUCAGUCUGUUUUUAUGUGUUAAACCACGUCUUCCUUUUCACUUUUUUACAUUUUUUAAAAUCUUUCGUGUUACUUACAAAUUUAGAUGCAGAGAAAAAUAACUGUGGUUUUACUGUUUUGGAUCAGAUCCAGAAACGGUGCCGUUAGUUCUACAAAGGGAAAGCAGGAACCCAUGUAAACCUUUACUGUGUGACUGAAUCAGAGCAGAACAAAGACUGAACCACGAGGCUGCAGAGGGAGAUGGUGUGGGCUUCUGUGGAAAUAUACCAUGACUGUCAUGUGUCAGAGGUCAUUCUGGGCUCCUGGUCCUCUAAUCUGUCUGGACCGGCCCACAGACAGAACAUUUUAUUAGAAACCACUUUUAGGCUGGAUUUACAAAAUAAAACAGUGGGACAAAU
This is a messenger RNA of Girardinichthys multiradiatus, 1181 nucleotides long. RefSeq names its product FKBP prolyl isomerase 7 (gene fkbp7). Lineage: Eukaryota; Metazoa; Chordata; Actinopteri; Cyprinodontiformes; Goodeidae. The coding region runs from base 49 to 696 and encodes 215 amino acids. The transcript is spliced from 4 exons. The record is from RefSeq and is a predicted model, not a curated record. Gene Ontology annotation, molecular function: peptidyl-prolyl cis-trans isomerase activity; calcium ion binding.